CUGACCGCAGGUACCCAGGUAGCCAAAACUUGGACCAAAAGGACCUCCUGGGUAUCACAGUCUUGGAAUGGGGAGAGGACGGAAAGCCAGCAUGUGGCUUUGAUAAACGUUUGCCCAAUUGGAUCGCAUUCAAGUUGACGGGCACGUGCGCUCACCCUUUCAGCCUCGGGAUUUGCUCCAGAGACUCAGGCCUCCCUUGGCCUUGGGCCCCUCCUGUCCACCUGCCCUGUCCUGUCUCAGCCCAGCCCUGCCGCCCUCCACUCUCAACGGCCCCUGGUCUCCUGAGUCUUCUGUUUUCCUGCAGGAGCCCCACGGCCACUGUCAACAUCUGUGGGGAUACAGCCGAGGAAUGCCUAAUGAGGGCUCAGCGUGGCCCCGCCAUGGAGCACGGGCUGGGACAGAUGGUCCAUCAUUACCCAUUUUUAUUCAUUACAAGCUCCGCGUGCCGCGACUGGCCAGCCAGACCCAGGCUCCUUGGAGGUGCCGCGGGCCCAGCUAUUCUGGAAGGAAGAAACGGCCCUUCAUUUAGAUCAACGUGCCUCCCGGCCUCCUUUGAGCCACAGACGUUUCCGGCUCGCGCGGUCCCUGGGGUGCUGGGCCGGGCGUGGAGCAGGAGAGCAGCUGCCACCUGCCUGAGGGGACUGGGAGAGGGGCCGGCACAGGACAGGAACAGGGGGCCCCUGGAGACCCCGGCCGGGGGCUCGGGCGGGCAACGAGGCUCCAGGACCCCCAGGAGCCAGCCCCGGGCUGAGGCCGCCCGGAAGCCCCUCCUGAGCCCUCCCCCUGCUGGCCUCCAGCCUGCGGGGCAUAACCUGCCUCAGAAGGAGCCUGUCCUCCAUCUCUGCCCUGCUGGCCUCGUAAGGGCCUUGGGGCCCGCAGACCCCUGGUGCCGGGGAAGCUUGUUCUCUGGGUGUUGGUCUGGUUGGAGCUCCACCGCCAUCUGCAGACGCUCCAGACCCCAGCCUGAUCCCUCCCGGGGGCUCCCUGAGCCUCUGGGGUCCCAUAGCCUUGGGUCCCAGCCCAGCAUUGCCUCUGACUUGCAGGGAUGCAGGGUAAACCCCCCCAUCCCUGGACUUAGCCCCAACUGCAAGAUGGGGCACGUCCUCCUUGAAUGCCGAGUGGUGGGCGGCCCCAGAACCUGCGCUUCUACUCAUGCUGCAGAACUACGACCAGUUCUGCUUUAGGCAAGUCCCUUGCCACCCGCAGCCUCCACGAGGGGUGAUCGUGUCCUGCCGGACCCCCAACAAGAAGGGGGAGAAAGUGCAUGGGGGGCAGUGACCCGCCACGUCGGACAGUCCUGGGAGGGGUUCACUGAUGCUGCGGGAUGACCGGGGGCCCCAGGCCGCGUCGGGCACCCUGGGAGCCCGCGUCUCCCUGUGGCCAGGACACCGACUUCCUUUCAGCUUCAGUGUGCAGCCUGUUAGCCCGGGAGAUAAUGGGACAUGAAGGACAAGAUUUCUAGUCAA
Balaenoptera acutorostrata (minke whale) is the source of this 1466-nucleotide messenger RNA. RefSeq lists its product as uncharacterized. NCBI's taxonomy places the organism in Eukaryota, Metazoa, Chordata, Mammalia, Artiodactyla, Balaenopteridae. Bases 357 to 1184 code for a protein of 275 amino acids. The transcript has 4 exons. The record is from RefSeq and is a predicted model, not a curated record.